Messenger RNA from Cannabis sativa, 1566 nucleotides. RefSeq lists its product as uncharacterized. Lineage: Eukaryota; Viridiplantae; Streptophyta; Magnoliopsida; Rosales; Cannabaceae. The transcript is spliced from 2 exons. The record is from RefSeq and is a predicted model, not a curated record. The coding region runs from base 174 to 1277 and encodes 367 amino acids.
AUGCAACGGUUGAGAUCGUGGUGAAAUAAUUUCAGCGGCCAAGAUUAAAUCACUAGAUUUCUUAUCUUUUAAUUUUGGAAUCAGAAGAUAAGAAUGUUUACACUAUAAAAUAUGGAUAUGAUACAUGAUAUGAGGCACACCAAAAAUAUAUACAAUUUAACUUUGAAAAAAAUAUGAAUUCUUAUCCUGGUAGUUCAUCGUAUUUAUCAUCAUCGUCUUCUUCAGAUGAUGAAUAUUAUGAUGAUAUAGAAAUGCAAGUGGUAGGUCAAAUCACUGCUAACAAUAAUUUUUGUAUCGCUCAACACCAACAAAAUCAAAGCUCACGUCGAGGCUCGAUUCCUGGUCAUAUAGUUAUUAACCGUGACCGGGAAAAUGCUGAUCGUAAUCUUUUCAACGACUAUUUUGCAGAGAAUUCUCGAUUUACCGAUUUGAUGUUUCGCCGAAGAUUUCGAAUGGGUCGUCCUUUAUUCCUUCGUAUUUUGGAUGCUAUACAAAGACAUGACAAUUACUUUCUCCAGCGAAGGGAUAGAAUGGGAAAACUCGGGUUAUCAGGCUUGCAAAAAGUUACAGCUGUAUUUCGUAUGCUAGCAUAUGGUAUGCCGGCAGAUGCUACCGAUGAAUACAUCAAAAUAGGAGAAUCUACAACUUUAGAAAGCUUGAAGCGAUUUUGUCGUGCUGUUGUUGAGGUGUUUGGAGCCCACUAUCUCCGAUCACCCAACGCUCAUGAUGUUGCAAGACUACUCCACAUUGGUGAACGUCGAGGUUUUCCGGCUGAAGGUAUUGCUCCACCCGCUAAUUAUGUUAUUAAAGGAAAAGAGUACAAUAUGAGUUAUUAUUUAGCCGAUGGUAUAUAUCCAAAAUGGUCCACUCUUGUUCAAAAUAUCCAUGAUCCACGUGGUCCAAAAAAGAAACUAUUUGCAAUGAAACAAGAAGCAUGUAGAAAAGAUGUUGAACGUGCAUUUGGAGUAUUGCAAUCUAGAUUUGCAAUUAUUGCUGGACCGACAUGUCUUUGGAAUAAAACGGUUUUACAUGAUAUAAUGACUUCAUGUAUUAUUAUGCAUAAUAUGAUAAUAGAAGAUGAACGUGAUCUAAAUGCACCAAUUGAAGAGCGUGUCGAAGUGUCAAGUCCAGAAAUUGAGAUGGUAGAAGAUGAUAAUGCUCGGUUUCAAGAAUUUCUUGCCAGACAUAGAAAAAUUAAAGAUAAAGAUGCUCACAUUGAGCUUCGAAAUGCAUUAAUCGAACACUUGUGGGACGAAUAUGGUAACUCACAAAAUUAAUAUAAUUUAAUUAAUUUUAAGUGUGUGUUUCAAGUUUAAUUUAAUUUAAUGUAAUUUUUUUGUCAUGAAUGUAAUGUUUGUUCUCUAGUAAUGUGAUAUUUAUGUUAUUGCAAUAUGAUAUUUUAAUUUAUCGAAUUUCGUCGAUUUUACAGUAUUAUUGUCUUUAAUCACAUUAGUAAGUUUAUUUAAAUAUAACAAUUGUGGUAAUUUUUGUUAAUUAAUAUGAUAUUAUUUUUUUAAUUUAUUAAAAAAUUAAUAUAAUAAUAAGGAAUAUUUUUUUUAGUGUAAU